Hippoglossus stenolepis (Pacific halibut) is the source of this 7303-nucleotide messenger RNA. RefSeq names its product rho-associated, coiled-coil containing protein kinase 2a (gene rock2a). The record is from RefSeq and is a predicted model, not a curated record. The coding region runs from base 828 to 4961 and encodes 1377 amino acids. Lineage: Eukaryota; Metazoa; Chordata; Actinopteri; Pleuronectiformes; Pleuronectidae. Gene Ontology annotation, cellular component: cytoplasm; cytoskeleton; centrosome. The transcript has 32 exons. Gene Ontology annotation, biological process: positive regulation of centrosome duplication; actomyosin structure organization; regulation of cell junction assembly. Gene Ontology annotation, molecular function: Rho-dependent protein serine/threonine kinase activity; small GTPase binding; ATP binding.
UGAGUCCUCGGCGUGUUGCUGUAAGGGGGAGGGAAAAGACUUGAGACUCAGUGUUUGUGUAGAUGUGAGUGAACGAGCAGGAAUCCAGCCGCUGGAGGACUUUUUUCUCUUCGAGCUAAACUCGUGAAUGUUUUCUCGCCUGGAGCCUGAGGCGAGGACGGAGAAGAAGAAGAAGAAGAAGAAGGAGGGAGGAGGAGGAGGAGGACAGAUGCGAAAAUGCGAGAAGAAAUCCAGGAAGAGAGCGAGGGCAGCUUAUUAAAGAUUCAGCGCGGGAGAACAGACGUUAUCGCCCGUCCAGAGCUGCGGCAGCACCGGGGAUAAACUCACGACUCUCCGGGCUCCGGGCGCCAGCGAAUGGGCUGAACCGAAGCGGGCUUUUGUGGAAGAAGCGAGUCCGAAGUGGGUUUUUUUUUUUUUUAAGCGGAGACCCAAAGGGAAGGGGAGGAGAGGGGGCGAAGAAAACGCCCUGCUGCCGCUGCCUGUUGCUGCGGUGUCCAAAUUCAAACUUUAUCGCCGAGUUUGGGGGAAAAAAAUGCCUCCUCCAUUGAAGUGAAGGCGGAAUUCAAAUGUAAACUUUAUUAGCUAAACCGCUGGCGGACAGAGGAGCCGCUCACUUUGCCACUUUUAUCGUGUGCGGAGUGUUUCCCUCGCGUUGGGAAUAUUUUCAUUGUGCACUGUAUUCCUGUCGGAGGCGAGUUGGGUGGGCUGCGAGCCCGGGGCUGCUCCGCUAGGCCCACGGCCAUUAGCCAGGAACAAAGAGGGUUCACAUGUAAAAACUUAAAUAAACUACUCCUAUCUCGACGAGGUUUGUCGAAACGAGCGCAGUCAUGUCGCUGGGCGCCGAGAGGAGGAUGGAAACCCGGCUGAAGAAGCUGGAGGGCAUGAUCCGAGACCCCCGGUGCUCCGUCAACCUGGAAAGUUUGCUGGACUCCAUGAACGCCCUGGUCUUAGACUUGGACUAUCCAGCACUACGCAAGAACAAAAACAUUGAGACCUUCUUAAACAGAUAUGAGAAAGAAAUAGGACAAAUUCGAGACCUCCAGAUGAAGUCUGAAGACUUUGACAGAGUUAAAGUCAUCGGUCGAGGGGCGUUUGGUGAAGUCCAUCUGGUCAGACAUAAAGCCUCUCAGAAGGUUUAUGCCAUGAAGCUGCUGAGCAAGUUUGAGAUGAUCAAGCGCUCAGACUCCGCCUUUUUUUGGGAGGAGAGGGACAUAAUGGCAUUCGCAAAUAGUCCAUGGGUUGUGCAGUUGUGCUGUGCCUUCCAAGAUGAGCACUACCUCUACAUGGUGAUGGAGUACAUGCCAGGGGGUGACUUGGUCAACCUCACCAGCACCUACGACGUGCCAGAGAAAUGGGCCAAGUUCUACACAGCGGAGGUGGUGAUGGCCCUGGAUGCCAUUCACUCAAUGGGCUUCAUCCACCGUGACGUCAAGCCGGACAACAUGCUGCUAGAUGGAUACGGACACCUCAAGCUGGCCGACUUCGGGACGUGCAUGAAGAUGGACGCUACCGGCAUGGUGCACUGUGACACAGCAGUCGGUACUCCAGACUACAUCUCUCCUGAGGUGCUCAAGUCCCAGGGUGGAGAUGGUUAUUAUGGGAGAGAAUGUGACUGGUGGUCUGUCGGGGUCUUCAUCUUCGAGAUGCUGGUUGGUGACACACCAUUCUACGCUGACUCUCUGGUGGGAACUUACAGUAAGAUCAUGGACCAUAAGAACUCUUUAAACUUCCCUGAUGAUGUGGAGAUCUCAAAAGACGCCAAGAAUAUCAUCUGCGCCUUCUUGACUGACAGGGAGGUGCGAUUGGGCAGGAACGGCGUGGAGGAAAUCAAGCGACACCCUUUCUUUAAGAACGACCAGUGGACCUUUGACACCAUCAGAGACACGGUUGCUCCUGUGGUCCCAGAGCUGAGCAGUGACAUAGACACCAGCAACUUUGAUGAGAUUGAAGAUGACAAAGGCGAUGUAGAAACUUUUCCCACACCUAAAGCCUUUGUUGGAAAUCAGUUACCCUUUGUUGGCUUCACUUACUUCAAAGAAGAUCAAUUACUAAAUGCCUCCAACAAUUCCUCAGUGGCCCACGAGAAUUCGAAAGGAGAGUCGGUAGCAUUGCAGAAGAAACUUCGCCACCUAGAGGUUCAGCUGAAUAAUGAGAAGCAGGUCAAAGACGAACUGGAGCACAAAUUCAGAGUUGCCACCAGUCGUCUGGACAAAAUCUCUAAAGAACUUGAGGACGAGGUGAGCGGGAGAAAGAACCUGGAGUCGAAUCUGAGGCAGCUGGAGAGAGAAAAGGCCCUGCUGCAGCACAAGAGCCUGGAGAGUCACCGAAAGGCCGAGAGCGAGGCGGACAGGAAACGCUGCCUGGAGAAUGAAGUCAACAGCCUACGAGAUCAGCUGGACGACAUGAAGAGAAGAAACCAGAAUUCACACAUUUCCAAUGAGAAGAACAUUCACCUACAGAAACAGCUGGAAGAGGCCAACACGCUGCUGCGGGCCGAGUCCGAGGCGGCGAUGAGGCUCCGUAAAGCCCAGACGGAGAACAGCAAGCAGCUGCAGCAGCUGGAGGCCAACGUACGCGAGCUGCAGGACAAAUGCUGCCUGCUGGAGCGCAGCAAGCUGAGUCUGGAGAAGGAAUGCAUCAGCCUGCAGGCGGCUCUGGAGACGGAGAGGAGGGAGCACAGCCAGGGCUCAGAGACCAUCAGUGACCUCAUGGGACGAAUCUCUGGUCUGGAGGAGGAGGCUCGUCAGCAGAGACAGACUCAGUCCAAAACUGAGUCUGAGAAGAGGCAACUUCAGGAGAAACUCACUGAUCUGGAGAAGGAGAAGAGCAACAAAGAGAUUGAUUUGACCUACAAGCUGAAGGUGCUGCAGCAGGAGCUGGAGCAGGAGGAGACGUCUCAUAAGGCCACCAGGGCAAUGCUGGCAGACAAGAGCAAGAUCAAAGUUACCAUCGAAGGAGCCAAGUCAGAGUCCAUGAAGGAGAUGGAGCAGAAGCUGGCGGAGGAGCGAUCAGCCAAACUGCGUCUGGAGAACAGAAUCCUGGAGCUGGAGAAACACAGCAGCAUGAUGGACUGUGACUAUAAACAGGCUUUACAGAAACUAGAUGAGCUGCGAAGACAUAAGGACCGCCUCACUGAGGAGGUAAAGAACUUGACCCUGAAGAUCGAGCAGGAGACCCAGAAGAGAACCCUGACUCAGAACGACUUGAAGUCUCAGAACCAGCAGCUCAAUGCUCUGAAAACCUCAGAGAAACAGCUCAAACAGGAAACCAACCACCUGCUGGACAUUAAACGCAGCUUGGAGAAACAGAACCAGGAGCUGCGCAAAGAACGACAGGACACAGACGGGCAGAUGAAGGAGUUACAGGACCAGUUAGAAGCCGAACAGUAUUUUUCUACAUUGUAUAAGACCCAGGUGCGUGAACUGAAGGAAGAGUGUGAAGAGAGGAACAAACUCCACAAAGAUGUCCAGCAGUCUGUGCAGGAGUUUCAAGAGGAGAGGGACUCUUUGGCGGCUCAGCUUGAGAUCACUCUGACAAAAGCGGACUCAGAGCAACUGGCGCGCUCCAUCGCCGAGGAGCAGUACUCCGACCUGGAGAAGGAGAAAAUAAUGAAGGAGCUGGAACUGAAGGAAAUGAUGGCCCGGCAUCGUCAAGAGCUCGGCGAGAAGGACAUCACCAUCAGUUCGUUGGAGGAGGCCAAUCGCACCCUGACCAGUGACGUCGCCAACCUCGCUAACGAUAAAGAGGAGAUGAACAACAAACUGAAGGAGGCAAUAGAAGAAUCAGAUAAGUCAAAGGACUGGGAGCAGCUGAUCUGCCAGAGUAAGAAUAUGUUUGAGAAGCAGCUGCAGUCUGAGAGGACGCUGAAAACUCAGGCCGUCAAUAAGCUGGCAGAGAUCAUGAAUAGGAAGGAGGUCCGUGGUGGAGGCAGUCGCCGGGGUAAUGACACAGACAUGCGGCGAAAGGAGAAGGAGAACAGGAAGCUGCAGCUGGAGCUGAGGUCGGAGAAGGAGAAGCUCAACAGCACCAUCAUCAAAUACCAGAGAGAGAUCAAUGAGAUGCAAGCGCAACUGGCCGAUGAGAGCCAGAUGCGUAUCGAGCUGCAGAUGGCCCUGGACAGUAAGGACAGCGAUAUCGAGCAGCUGCGGAACCUCCUGCAGUCACUCAGUGUUCAAUCAAUGGACUCAGCCAGUGUCAGCAGUGGACCAGAGUUUGAUACGGAUGAUGCAUAUGCAGAAUCAAGACUUGAAGGUUGGCUCUCUCUCCCUGUGAGAAACAACACCAAGAAGUUUGGAUGGGUGAAAAAGUACGUUGUAGUGAGCAGCAAGAAGAUUCUCUUCUACAACAAUGAGCAGGACCGAGAGCAGUCCAUCCCCUACAUGGUGCUGGAUAUAGACAAACUCUUCCAUGUGAGGCCUGUCACUCAAACAGAUGUGUACCGUGCAGAUGCCAAAGAGAUCCCCAGGAUAUUCCAGAUUCUUUAUGCCAAUGAAGGGGAGUGCAAGAAGGAGCCCGAGUUUCCUGUGGAGCCGCUGCCCAUCGGAGAGAAGUCCAGCUACAUCUGCCACAAGGGCCACGAGUUCAUCCCCACGCUCUACCACUUCCCCACCAACUGCGAGGCGUGCACCAAGCCGCUGUGGAACAUGUUCAAGCCGCCUCCUGCUCUGGAAUGCCGGCGCUGCCACAUCAAGUGCCACAAAGACCACAUGGACAGGAAGGAGGAGAUCAUUGCUCCCUGCAAAGUAAACUACGAUGUGUCAACGGCCAAAAACCUGCUGCUGCUCGCCGUGUCCCAGGAGGAGCAGCAGAAGUGGGUGAGCCGGCUGGUCAAGAAGAUUCCCAAGAAGCCUCCGCCGCCAGAGCAGUUUGCACGCUCCUCGCCACGCGCCUCCAUGAAGGUGCAGCCCAGCCAGUCCAUGAGGAGGCCCAGUCGACAGCUCCCCACCAGCAAGAGCAGUUAACCUUGCUUGGGAGUGUGGUGCAUCUUCGAGGUGGUGGGAUGUGUUUCCUCCUAAAUCAAAGACUGUGUAUACAAAGCUCUGUUUGCAGAUCAGCACACUGAACUCCACAUCACUUCUCCAUAACCCCCACCCCCCUGUCCUGCUUCAGCCUGUGACAGUCACAAAGUCUGUUUUCCCAUUUCGUCGAACUUCAGCUGUUGAAUUAUGAGCUGAAGUCUUCUCCCAGGCCUGAGACGAGGACAAAUCAGUGUCUCUAAGGGGACGGGGCUGGAGGAGCCCACACAACACGAGAGAGCUCUUAUAAACUCGACUAGGGCUGACAAGAAGGGGAUAUUCUUACCUCAACACUUCUCACCAAGACACGCUGCCUGAGUUAAGGACCCAACAGGAAAAGUCUUGACUCCACCUUUUGGAAAUCUCGUGGCCAAAUAAGAAAAAGGACAUUUUUGUGUGUUAAAUGAUUAAGGUUUUAAUGGGGGAACACUACACUCAGAAGAUAGUAAAUUCUGUAUUUAGUUGACCCACAGUUGAACUUGAUCCUAGAUACAGUAUCUGUACUUAUUCAAACUCUUUAACAUUGAUUGUAGCUUCCUGCUUCUCACCAUUCUGCUUUCAGGGGCGUGUCCACACUGGGUCGCAGAAACUUGAAUGAGGUACUUAAAGCGAACAAGCUGUGACUUCUGGGAAAGUCAGUGAGGCGGGGGAAGGAGUGUGAGAUUCCUCGCGGAUUCGAGCAGACAACUCCUGGAGUGCCUCUCAUUCAGAUUUCUGAUUGUGGCGCGCUCUGAAUCACUGGAUUGCUGCCGUUUGUCGUGACUCCAGUAACGGUUACAAGUGAACACAAUCCUGCUCUGAAUGGCAUUAGAUGGAGAUCCUCACAAUCCCAUAAUCAAACCUGCACUGUGGGGUUUGAGGGUUGUUGUUUACUGAAUUCUGGGGGGGGUGCACCGUUCAUGCUUCUCUGAUCCGAGCUCGGCUCCGUUGUUUUUUUGAAUGUACAUCUGGGCUUUUACCAGAGAUGACACACAGGCAUUGUAUUACUUCCAAAUAUACUUGACUGAAGCCUCCUUUCAUCACCAACUGCUCUGAGUGAACCUGCAUGUGUUUUGCCUUUUCAGGCCUCACACUUGAGAGCUGUCACCCACAGGCCUCCACCUGUUACACCUAGUUUUUAAGUCAUUCCUCACAGUGAGAAACAAGGGGAAUUUAUCAAAGAGAAGCAGAAACAUUGAAGGUAUGCAAACAUGUCCCAUCAGUCCAAAUACUGAGCAGCACUAUUCCAUUGAAAGUUUUUUUUAAGUGUUUGUCCUGAUAUUUUUGUAUUAAAAAUAACCAAACUCUGAGUUUGGGCACAUUGUUGUGUGUAUGUGGGUUAUAUAGCAGCUGGAGAGUAAACUGUGAGUGUGUGUGUGUGUGUGUGUGAGUAUGUCUGUGUGUGUGUGUGUGUGCUGAGUGCUCUCCUUUAACCAAGAAGCAUGUUUUAUACCUAUAAAUAUACACAGUAUAUAUUUUACAUGCCAUACAGUGCACAUAUUAUUUAUACAGCCUUGUCCACUUUGUAUUUAAGGGCUCUACAUCCAGAUUGCAUGUUUGCUACCAAACAGCUCUUUUUAAUAAUAACCACUUCAACAAUAAAGACAUGGAUGUGCCUUUUGGUUUCAGAUUAUUUCUCCAGGAUUUUCAAGUACGACCACAGUGUAAGAUGUUGAAAUGUUUGAUUUAUUAAAAUAGUUCAGAAAUGAACUUCACAUUUGUAAAAACUAUUUAAAAUACAGUAUUUCUUGUCCCGAGUAGGAAGAUCUCUGAUAUUCUUUGCUCUUGCUGAUCUAGUAAUUAACACUUGCAGCAAGAAUCAUUGGUCUCUGUUCUCACUACAGGUGUAGAAGAUAACUAGUCACUGUAAUGUUAUGAAAUAACUGGGCAGGUUCAACACUUGGAUAAAAAAACAGUUCAAAAAUCACAUGUAUGGGAAAGAAUUCCAGAACAAUGUGGCACGACUGAUGUGACCCGUCAGUGUCAUGCUUGUCGAUGCAGGCCUCAUUCCAAAGUAACCCUGAAUCAACUCUGGAUCCAGCUCUUGAAUCUCAGUCGUCUUUCUUGGAGCUGCGGCUGUGCCUCUGGUAGUAGAGCACGGUGAGCAGCACCCACAGGUUCAGCAGCGUCAUGACGAUGAACCGCACCAGAACUGUGACAAAGGCAGAGAGUUAAUCAGAAAUAAGACGAUGGGAACUGUUCACAGUGAACCAUCGAUGUGGAGUUUCUGAACUGUACUGAUAAAUGAAGGAUCUGUGAGUUAAAAGCUGCUGAUGUGAAUGUUCCUGCCUGAUAAAAGCUUAACAUUG